CUACAUGAAAAAGGAUUUUAUAUCAACAGAUAUUCCAACAAUAUCUGAACUACAAUACUAAUUUAUAGUAUUAUAGUUAAACUACAACUCAAACUUAUUAUGUUAAAUCCGUCUCCUCUUUGGUCUCUGCUUCUUCUCUAUAUAUACAUACAUUAUACAUACAUACAUACCACCACACACAUCUUCUUCACAUACAUUCUCUCUCUCAAAUCUACAACACCAUGGCACCACAAAUCGCGGCGGCAAACAACGGCGGCGGCGGCGGUGAUUUCCCGGCCAAACUCACCGGACAGGUCGUCCUUUGUUCAAUCAUCGCAGCCUUCGGCGGCCUCAUGUUCGGCUACGACAUCGGCAUAUCCGGGGGAGUGACGUCGAUGGACGAUUUCCUGUUGAAAUUCUUCCGGAGUGUGUACGAGAAGAAGCACAGAGCGAGAGAGAACAACUACUGCAAAUACGAUAACCAGUUGCUCCAGCUCUUCACCUCGUCGUUGUAUCUCUCGGCGGUGUUGUGCAGCUGGAUCGCCUCAAUGUGUUGCAAGAAGUUCGGCCGCAAGCGCACCAUGCAGAUGGCCGCUGCUUUCUUCUUCGUCGGCGUCGUACUCAACGCCGCUGCCGCCAACAUUUACAUGCUCAUCGUCGGUAGGGUUCUUUUGGGUGCCGGCGUUGGAUUCGGAAACCAGGCGGUGCCGCUCUUCAUAUCGGAAAUCGCUCCGGCAAAGUACCGAGGAGGACUCAACGUGUGCUUCCAGCUCAUGAUCACGAUCGGAAUCCUAAUCGCAAACCUAGUCAACUACUUCACCGCGAGCUUGCACCCCUACGGUUGGAGGAUCUCUCUAGGGUUAGCCGCGAUUCCCGCCAUAUUCCUCGGCGUGGGUUCCAUCUUCAUAGUCGAAACCCCCACGAGCCUCAUCGAGCGGGGACACAAGGAGGACGGCAUGCGGGCCCUCAAGAUCACGCGCGGCGUCGACGACGUGGCGAGGGAGUUCGAAGAGAUUGUGGGGGCCACGGAGGCGGCCGCCAAGAUCGAGACGCCUUUCAGAAACCUGAGGAAGAAGUCGAGCUUCCCGCAGGUGUUUUGCGCGAUGGUCUUGCAGGUGUUCCAGCAGUUGACCGGGAUUAACGUCAUCAUGUUUUACGCGCCGGUGCUCUUUCAGACGAUGGGCCUCGGCGCGGACGCUUCGUUGCUGUCAGCUGUGCUCACCGGCGGCAUUAACGUUGCCGCCACUUUCGUUGCGGUCUUUGGCGUCGAUAAGUUUGGGAGGAGGAAGUUGCUUAUUCAAGCUGCUGUCCAGAUGCUUAUUGCUCAGGUUGUUGUGGGAUCGAUCCUCGCGCAUUAUUUGAAGGCGACGAAUGUAAUACCGAAGCCGUUGGCAUACCUGGUGUUGUGCUUCAUCUGCGUGUUCGUCAUGGGGUUCGCGUGGUCGUGGGGCCCGCUGGGGUGGUUGAUUCCGAGCGAGAUAUUCCCGCUCGAGACACGAACGGCUGGAUUCUUCGUGGCCGUGAGCACGAACAUGAUAUUCACAUUCCUCAUUGCUCAAGUUUUCCUAACAAUGCUGUGCCAAAUGAGAGCCGCAAUAUUCUUCUUCUUCGCCUUUUGGAUUGUGUUAAUGGGCAGCUUCGCCGUGUUCUUGCUGCCGGAGACUAAGGGGAUCCCGAUCGACGAAAUGAACGAGCGUGUUUGGAAGAAGCAUUGGUUUUGGCAUAGGUUCUUCGAUUCUGACCGUGUUAACGGUGUAGAUCAAGCUUGAGUGCCAAACAGUACCUUAGAUUUUUAGUUUAGAUUAUUAGGGUU
Messenger RNA from Erythranthe guttata (spotted monkey flower), 1792 nucleotides. Its product is annotated as sugar transport protein 8. Gene Ontology annotation, biological process: monosaccharide transmembrane transport. Lineage: Eukaryota; Viridiplantae; Streptophyta; Magnoliopsida; Lamiales; Phrymaceae. Gene Ontology annotation, molecular function: monosaccharide transmembrane transporter activity. The record is from RefSeq and is a predicted model, not a curated record. Gene Ontology annotation, cellular component: membrane.